This is a messenger RNA of Cottoperca gobio, 2707 nucleotides long. RefSeq names its product mitochondrial glycine transporter A-like. The transcript has 9 exons. Bases 606 to 1463 code for a protein of 285 amino acids. Gene Ontology annotation, cellular component: mitochondrial inner membrane; mitochondrion. NCBI's taxonomy places the organism in Eukaryota, Metazoa, Chordata, Actinopteri, Perciformes, Bovichtidae. The record is from RefSeq and is a predicted model, not a curated record. Gene Ontology annotation, biological process: glycine import into mitochondrion. Gene Ontology annotation, molecular function: glycine transmembrane transporter activity.
AACCGGCUGGUUUAAGUUUUCAACGAGACGCUCACUUAUCAUUUUUAAUAUCGCAGCACAAAACUCCUGUGACGAGUGAAGUUCAGGUGUGUCUGUGCUCUGGUUGUUACAGUCUGUCAGAAGGAUUUACGCUGACAUUUACCUUCGUUGGUGUUAUUUUUCGAGCCCUCCACGGAGAGAAAACUUGACUGCGACAAUAGUAAGGCGCAGAGCCGAUGUCCUGUCAGAGAAGAAGAAGUGCACCUUUUUAUUCACACAGGUGCCCUGCCAGGCAAGCUGCUUGUGAUUUAUUAACCGUGUCCUUCGUGUGUUUAUUAAACACUUUUGAAAAUUGCAAGGAAUAUGCUAUUUGCUCACCUAUGUCGUCUCCCUAAACUGCAGAACAUUUGAGGAGGUUAAGCUGCAGAAGAACACACCUGAACUUUAAUUUGCAGCCGAAUUAGAGCUGCAACAAUAAAUCGACUUGUCGAUCGGCAGAAAGAUAAUCACCAAUUAUUUUGAAAAUCAUUUAAUUGUGUAGAGACGUUUCAGAGUGGCCCGCAGCAGAUUAACAAAAUCAGAAGAAGAAACUUGAAGAUUUUGUGUGUUGAAAAAACUGAAGAACGAUGGAACUGUCCCUGGCUCACCCCGCUAUCAAAGCCUUCAUGUGUGGCUCAGUCAGUGGGACCUGCUCCACGCUGCUCUUCCAGCCUCUCGACCUGGUCAAGACCCGUCUGCAGACUUUGCAGAGCAGCAGGCAGCCUGGUUCGGGCAGAGUGGGGAUGAUGACGGUGCUCCUCAGCGUGGUGCGGACAGAGAGGCUGCUGGGACUGUGGAAGGGAGUUUCACCGUCUUUUGCUCGGGCCAUCCCAGGGGUGGGGAUCUACUUCAGCACCUACUACUCUCUGAAGCAGCACUUCUUCCAGGACGGCCGCCCGGGGGCCCUGGACGCUGUGCUGCUGGGAGGUGGGGCCCGGUCGGUGGCAGGGGUCUUCAUGCUGCCAGUCACUGUCAUCAAGACGCGCUUUGAAUGUGGCAGAUACAGUUAUGGGAGUGUGACCGGGGCUCUGCGCAGCGUGUGUCGGACUGAAGGCCCUGCAGCUCUGUUCUCCGGCCUGAUGGCCACUCUCCUCAGAGACGUUCCUUUCUCUGGUAUCUACGUCAUGUUCUACAGCCAGUCCAAGGCCUUGUUACCACAAGAAAUCCGCACGUCUCCUUCCGCCCCCCUGGCUAACUUCGGCUGUGGGAUCCUGGCGGGUGUAUUUGCCUCCUUGGUCACGCAGCCUGCUGAUGUCGUUAAAACACACGUCCAAGUGAAUCCACAGCUGAGGACCGCAGAGGCUAUCAGAUACAUCUACACGGAACACAGACUGCAGGGGUUCUUCAGAGGGGCAGUUCCACGGGCACUGAGGAGGACCAUGAUGGCCGCCAUGGCAUGGACCGUGUAUGAACAGAUGAUGGCCCGUUUUGGACUGAAGUCCUGAAGAGGAAAGUUGAUGAGAAGCUUGUGAAAGAAAGAAAGAAAGCAGAGCUAAAAGUAAAGUCACAGUGAAGACAGUAAUGUGAACAGGAAGUGGAGAUGCGUCUGAUGGUGUUUUGCACGAGUUUAAGACUUUGAAUGACUUAAAAUAUUUCACAGCAACAAGAGCUGCAGAAUGGUGAAUAACAACAGUGUACAAUUGUUUUCUUGUUUUUGUUUUUUUACCUCUUUUGGACAGUGUAGAAAUGGGGGAAUGAGAAAGAGAGAGGGGUAUGACAACGGGGGCAUCAAAGGUCCAGAGGCUGCAAUCAAAGCCUGGACGUUGAGCUGUAACCACUCUGCUAAGGCGGUGUAAACUAGGUGUUUAAAUUACUAACACGCACAGUACGAGAGACAUGAGGAGACUUUGCUCCUUGAAAUUUGCUUUACUGGCUUAUGGCUGAAGUUCUUUUGGCCGGUGCUUCGUACCUCUGAAAAAUAUAUUUCUAAAUAACCCAGGCAUGCUCAUAUGAUCUGUAUUGCACAUUAAGUUGUAAAAACAUUCAGCUCUUUUCUGAGUGAGUAUUUGGACGUUUUAGCCUCAGUGGGAAAUCCUGCCUGGUCUUUCAUAGUUGUGAUCUCUACAAAACUGCAGUGACGUAAUCCAUCAUUACUCAAGACAGUGUCCCAGAUACAGCUGUAAUGCACUUUAACCUCCUGUUCUGUCUCUGCUUAAAACCUGGAGAGGCUCUUAAAUGCCUCUCCAAUAACAGUGUUAUUUAUAUUCUGACUAUUUUUUUGUAAAACAAAUAUGUGCUUGUGGUAUUUACUGCCUUUUUUUUUAAAUUGUAUGAUUUUUGUCUGAAGUGUACUUUAAUGCAAAGAUGUUUACCAUUGUUCUACCUUUAAAAAAAAAAAAAAAAAGUAUAUUUAGGAACAUAAAGCUCUGUACAAUAAAUCUGUGGAUCAUGAAUCUGGUUGUAUCCAUGUUAUCAGUGUAACGUGCUGACAUUAGUGCGUGAAGCCUGGUCGACCUGUAGCGCAGAUAUGGACGCUGAGGCUCUUGACAUACUGAAUUCCUUUGCAGGGGUCACUGUGACAUGGCAGAUUUAACAUUCAGGUUAUUUUAAUCCAGCGUUUGUCUGUGUCCAUGUGUGCAGAGCCAGAUAUAUAUUUGUUGUUAUCUUUAUUUAUUGGUCAGAUAUUCAAUUAUUUACAUAAUUAAAAGGAACAAUACCAGAAUGCAUUAUCACUUCCUUUUAAAAAAUA